Molecule: messenger RNA, 999 nt
Organism: Rotaria sp. Silwood2
Lineage: Eukaryota; Metazoa; Rotifera; Eurotatoria; Philodinida; Philodinidae
Source: the annotation of a GenBank genome assembly
AUGACUGUUCGCGUUGUGUCUUACAAUAUAUUAGUACCAAUUUAUGCAAAUUGUCCGGCUCAUUAUAAUAAAUGUCAACCUGAAUUUCUUCAAACCGAUUAUCGAUGGAAUUUGAUUCAAUCUCAUUUAGAAAAUGAAAUAGUUCAUCAUGAAAAAACGAUUAUCUGCUUACAAGAACUGUCUCUUACUCUCUUACCUGAACUAGAACUUUUUUUUCGUCGAUUGAAUUAUACUUUCUUUCAUAAUCUUUAUGGUCAACGGCAUAAUGAUUAUAUGGGUGUAGGCAUGGCUAUUCCAGUGUCCAUGCAGCUUAAUUCAAUUUCUUUUAUCAAAAUUGGAGAUCAUAUACACUCAAUAAGUAAACCUUAUGAGAAAAAAGUCAAUAUCUUUACGUGGGGAUGGAACCUCUAUCAGUUUGUCAUGAGAAAAUUUAUACAAAUAACAUCUGAUCCAUGGGAAAUUGCCAUGGCUAAAGCCAAUACUCUUAUUUGUAUGCAAGUCAUUAUUGAUAAUAAACCACUAUAUAUUGGUACAUACCACAUGCCUUGUCUUUACAAACAACCUGAUGUCAUGUUAAUCCAUUCUUCGGUUGUGAAAGAUUUGAUGUUUCAAUUAGCGGCUGGGGAAAAUUUUAUUCUAGCAGGUGAUUUCAAUAUAAAACCAUGGGAUAUCUGUUAUCAAGCUUUAACAGAGAAUAAUUAUGAUGGUUGCAAUUUACCAGAAUCGAAUACUUAUGAAAUCUGUUAUCGAGUCAAUCGUGAACAAGUAUUGAAGAGCGCCUAUCGAGAGAAAAAUGGAAUCGAACCUGUUUACACAAAUUUUUCUAAUACACCACCAUCACCAAAUUUUUGCGCUACAUUAGAUUAUAUUUUUUUUAAUGGUCAUCUUACCGUUGAAAAAGUAUUAGAAUUACCAGAUCAUCCUUCUGGUGAAUCAUAUCCUGAUGAAACUCAUCCUUCGGAUCAUCUGAUGAUUGCGGCAACAUUUCAAUUAUCGUAA